AUGGAGAACAAUGGGGGUCAUGAUGACCUAAACUUUGACACAAAUACUAACAAUGGGGAAUUGAUUAGUGAAAAUUUAACAGGGGGAAAUAUGAUGCAAGUUAUACCACAAGAAUCGCGGCAAAAUUUGAUCGAUGGCCUAUUGACACAACUUCAUGAAGUUAUACCGACAAGCCAAGACGACGAUAAUGACGAUAGGGAAAACAGUAACGGAACGAGUUUAUACGAGAUAUUAGAUUGUGCACCAAGGGCUAGAAAACGGUUAGCUGACUUAACUUCGGCGAUUACAGGUGAUACGGAACUGCUGUUGAAAUUUCAGGAUAGUGCAUUGCAUCACAAAUUAUCGGAUACCGUUGACGAAUGGGCCCGCGAAGAGAGUUUAGAGUCGAAAGAUUCCAAAGAGAUUGCUAAAUUGACGCCUGGACUGCCCAGUGAUAUCGCAUCGGUCGUUUUUUCGUGGAGUUCUGCAAAUAAAGCUAUAAAUGAAGAAGCUAACAAAAACAAGAGUCCGUCGCACACAGAGAGACUGCAAAGGCCAAUUAAUGAUACCUUGUAUGAGUUAGCUCUGCCUGGCUUGAGAAGAAUUCGUAGGCGCUAUGAAAAUAAAGCCAAACCGGAGAAACCUUUAGGAAGUCGCGCAGGCGAAAGAGAUGAAUCACAGCUUCCGGCAACCAAUGUAUUUAAAGUGGACCCGUUGGGACGAUUUGAAGCAAAACCAGUACGGCGACAAGGUACGAAGAAGGUUAGAGAGAAGAAAAAAGGUCUAGUUUGCUCUGGUUCUGGAAUAAAAAGGGGCCAGAACAGCAAAAGACACAUAAAGAACUCGAAAACCGUAAGACAGAUGCUGAAAACAAUGAAAUUCAGCCUAUAG
Lachancea mirantina is the source of this 870-nucleotide messenger RNA. Lineage: Eukaryota; Fungi; Ascomycota; Saccharomycetes; Saccharomycetales; Saccharomycetaceae. The record is from the annotation of a GenBank genome assembly.